Molecule: messenger RNA, 2089 nt
Organism: Caenorhabditis elegans
Lineage: Eukaryota; Metazoa; Nematoda; Chromadorea; Rhabditida; Rhabditidae
Gene: T24C12.3
Product: Carbohydrate kinase PfkB domain-containing protein
Exons: 15
Coding region: 55-2010 (651 amino acids)
Biological process (GO): pseudouridine synthesis
Molecular function (GO): pseudouridylate synthase activity; kinase activity
Source: RefSeq, marked reviewed
GUGUUGUAGAUAGUGCGAGCCCCAUUCUAGGUCUAUUACUCUCUAUUUCUCACUAUGUGUUCUCGAUUUUUUGGCCAAAAACGUUCGUUUUCCAAAUUUCUUCAAAUUUCUCCACAAGUUAAGGAGGCUCUAGCUAGCGGAGAAGGAGUUGUCGCGCUGGAGAGUACAGUGAUCACACAUGGACUUCCUUACCCUCAUAAUUUAAGUACUGCAAGAAGUUUGGAGCAAAAAGUUCGAUCAUCAGGAAGUCAUCCAGCUACGAUUGCGUUAUUUGAUGGAAAAAUUCAUGUUGGAUUGGAUGAUGAAAAACUGGAACUUCUUGCUUCAAGUCAGAAUGCAGUCAAAGUUUCCUCCAGGGAUAUCGCAAAGACACUGAUUAAAAAAGAAGUUGGAGGAACUACAGUAGCUUCAACUAUGAAGAUAGCACACGCAGCUGGGAUCAGUGUAUUUGCAACAGGUGGCAUUGGUGGAGUACAUCGUGGUGCAGAUCAGACAUUCGAUGUUUCGGCUGAUCUUCAAGAACUUUCGCAAACUCCCGUGUGUGUGGUGUGCUCUGGAGUCAAAAGCAUUUUAGACAUACCCAAAACUGUCGAAUAUCUUGAAACUCAUUCCGUGAACUGCAUAGUUUAUGGGCAAGAAAAUGUGUUUCCAAGCUUUUUCACUAGAACAUCAGAUAGAAAAGCUCAAUUCUGCACUGAAUCAUUGGAAGAAGUUGUUCACCUGUUAAAAACCUCGAAAUCUCUCGGAUUACCUUAUGGAACUAUUCUGGCUUGUCCUAUUCCUGAAAAAUAUGCAGCUGAUGGAGAUGCGAUCCAGAAAGCAAUUGACCAAGCUGUUCAAGAAGCCAUUGAACAAAACAUCGCUUCACAAAGUGUCACCCCAUUCAUUCUUGCAAGAGUGAACGAGCUCACACAAGGAGCUUCAAUGGCUACAAACAUUGCACUUCUCGAGAAUAAUGCGUCAAUUGCUGGAAGACUAGCCGCAAAGCUCUGCGAUAGACGUCCACUUACAAUUUCACAGAGCCAACCAACUGCAUCAACGACUCGAAAACCAAAAGUGGUUUCUAUCGGAGCAACUAUCGUUGACUUUGAAGCCAUCACGAGUGAAGAUGUAAAGGAUGAUGGCGGCUCAUACAACGGACAAGUGGUACAGCGAAUGGGAGGAGUAGCAAGGAAUCACGCGGAUGCAUUAGCAAGGCUUGGAUGUGAUUCAGUUUUCAUUUCUGCUAUUGGCGAUGACAACAACGGACAUUUCUUCAGACAGAACAGUCAUAAAAUUGAUAUUAAUCGAGUAAAGAUUAUAAGCAACAAACCAACUUGCACUUAUUUAGCAGUCAACGUGAAAGGAAACGUGAAAUAUGGAAUUGUUACUUGUGAGCCACUUCUGAGUGUCAUUACUCCGUCAUUGGUUGAAAGCAAUGAAGAUGCAUUGGAAUCAUCAGAUUUCAUUCUUCUUGAUUCAAAUCUAUCAGUUCCAGUUAUGGCCAGAGUUUUAGAAAUUGCAAAGAAACAUGAUAAACAAGUUUGGCUCGAGCCCACGGACAUUGACAAAGUGAAAAAGGUGUUCGACACAGGCUUGGUUGGAGCUGUAACUGCCGCAUCGCCAAAUGCCAAUGAGUUUCUGAAAUGGGCUAAACUCUGUCACGUCUCCGUAGAUCCGUCGGUCAUUGAUACAGCCGAUGGUGUGCUGGAACUUAUAGAAAAGGAGAAAACUAAGCUGCUACUCAAUACUUCCAUUUUUAUUGUGACAUUGGCGAAUAAGGGAUCGGCAGUGGUAUAUAGAAAUAAACUUGGCCAACUUGAAUUCCAAUCGCUCCCACCUCCACUUCAAAUGAACAAAGUCGUAUCGGUUUCCGGUGCCGGUGAUAGUUUCAACAGUGGAGUAAUUGCUGGAUUGGCUCAUAACAAAACAGUCGUCGAAUCUCUCCAAAUUGGACAAGAAUGUGCUCGUCUAACUCUUCAAACGUCUCUGGCAAUUUCUGAUGCGAUAACCCCGAAUUUAUUAGCGUAGACGGGGAUGGCGUUAUUGUUUUUAUUCUGUAUUGUUUUUUAGACAAUCUAUAUUCUUCAAAUAAAUGUUUCUAAAACCC